AUGUCGCCCGUGGCAUCUACAUGUCUACUUUGUGAGAUGAGAACUGUUGUCUGGGGCUGGCAGCCCGCCGUCCCUCAACCAUGGCAUUUUGUCCGCUUCGCUUCGUCCGCCAGGCUGGCCCGGCGCAAACCCGCGCGUAUGGCUCUAUCCCCGAAUGUUGCAAGAUCCUCUGACCGGUUCAAGGAUUCCAAGAAGAAGAAGCCUCCCCCGACGUUCAAGAAUAACCCCUUUGGAGGAAUGAACCAAACUAGAGCUCGGCUACCUGAUCGCCCAAUACCCCGGUCCGAUGCGGAGCUGAAAAGAUCUUCGUCAGAUCUGAAUAAUAAGGAAAAGGAUGCUGCGGACAAGAAACAGGAUGGCUCGCUUUUCAGAGCUCUGAAAAUGCAAAUUGCCCUGUCUCCAAUACCUUACUCGCGUCGUAAUAGAAUUAAGGAAAAAAUCGCCGCUGUUACCAGUUUUGAUCAGUUCCCGCUCCUCCCUCAAGUACGAGAAGCGGUCUACGCGAAUGCAUUCCCAACGCUUACCGAAAUCUCCCCGACUCCUAUCCAACGUGUAGCUAUUCCAGCACUGCUUAGACCACCCAUCUCCGAGACGGAGAAGAACAAGAGAAAGAAGAAGCCGCAGGAAGAAGAGGAAGAAGAAUUGUUCCAUUUCGACCAAUUCCUGCUGGCCGCUGAAACGGGGACUGGCAAAACUCUAGCAUAUCUUCUGCCAAUCAUAAACUGGAUCAAGCAGGCUGAGAUGGUAGAGAAAGACACGGAAUUGAUGGAUAAUGGGGAAAAGCAGCAAGGAGUAACGGAGAAGAGCAAAGAAAAUCUAUUUGAACUUGAGGCUCCGGAGUUGGCCACGCCUGAACAUUCAAACGUCGCACGACCCCGAGCUAUUAUUUUAGUGCCAACAGCAGAGUUGGUAGAACAAGUUGGGAAACUCGCAAAGCAGCUUUCACAUACCGCCAAGUUUCGCUCUGCAACGAUUUCUUCUGUCUAUACUCCUCGUAGAAUUACAAACAGCCUCUUCAACCCCGCCGGAAUUGAUAUCCUCAUUUCUACCCCUCAUCUUCUUACCUCAAUUGCCAAAACCAACCCAUAUAUUCUCAGUCGCGUCGCUCAUCUCGUCAUCGAUGAAGCGGACUCCCUCUUAGAUAAAUCCUUUUCGCCCCUCACAUACUCCAUUAUGGAAAAGACAGCUCCGUCACUGACACAACUGAUCCUUUGCUCCGCCACUAUCCCCCGAAGUCUCGACUCCGUUAUGGAAAAGAAAUUCCCAGAAAUGAAGCGUCUCGUCACACCAAAUCUCCACGCCAUCCCGCGCAGAGUCCAACUCGGCGUCGUGGACGUGGACAAGGACCCAUCCCGCGGAAACAAAAAACUCGCUUGCGCGGAUAUAAUUUGGUCCCUAGGCAAAGCAGGGGAAGUAGCUGCAUUCCUCAGCCAGAAGGGCAUCCAUACGGCCGCGCUUUCACGAGAUACACCGGACCAGCGCAAGGAUGAGAUCCUCGCUGAAUUUACCCACGUCAAACCACUCCCCACCCCCCAAGAGGUCAAAGACGCGCAGCGGAACAAGAGGAAUUGGUUCUCGGACCCAGUUCCAUUUGCCACAGGUGAGAACUCACACCUGGGUCCACAGAGGAAUCUCCGCGAUACCAAGGUACUUGUCACGACGGAUCUUGGCUCUCGCGGUAUUGACACCGUCGCGGUGCGCAAUGUUAUUUUGUUCGAUGUUCCGCACACCACCAUUGACUUCAUCCAUCGACUAGGUCGUACGGGUCGCAUGGGAAGGAGAGGACGUGGAAUUGUUUUGGUUAGCAAGAAGGAUCGGAAGGAUGUUGUGAAGGAGGUGAGGGAGGCCAUGUUUAGAGGGCAGGCGUUGAUAUAG
Messenger RNA from Histoplasma mississippiense, 1875 nucleotides. RefSeq lists its product as hypothetical. NCBI's taxonomy places the organism in Eukaryota, Fungi, Ascomycota, Eurotiomycetes, Onygenales, Ajellomycetaceae. The transcript is spliced from 2 exons. Gene Ontology annotation, molecular function: nucleic acid binding; ATP binding. The record is from RefSeq and is a predicted model, not a curated record. The coding region runs from base 1 to 1875 and encodes 624 amino acids.